This is a messenger RNA of Hydra vulgaris (swiftwater hydra), 798 nucleotides long. Lineage: Eukaryota; Metazoa; Cnidaria; Hydrozoa; Anthoathecata; Hydridae. The record is from RefSeq and is a predicted model, not a curated record.
AUGAGAGUACGUGAUAGAGAAGGAGAAUUUUCGGAAUUGCUGUUAAAGCUUGGUAGUGGAACAGUACCUGUCAAGGAGGAAGAUCCUUUCAAAGGAUAUGCUCAUCAAGAUGAUUAUGCUAAACGUGUCAUUUUAACACCCACUAAUGUGGAUUCAUUGUCAAUCAAUGAAGAAGUGCUUGAAGGUCUAAAUGGAGAGGUCAAAACUUAUUUAAGUGCUGAUCAGAUAGAGAUUGACGAUCUUAAUGAAAUAAAUAAUUUCCCUGUUGAGUUUUUGAACAGCUUAACUCUUUCAGGUAUGCCUACUCAUUGUUUAAAAUUGAAAAUUGGUUGUGUGAUUAUGCUACUAAGACAUUUAGAUCUUAAAGCUGGGCUAUGUAAUGGCACUCGAAUGAAAGUUUGUGUUCCCCAAAACAAUUAUAUUGAUGCAGAAGUUUUGACAGGUGUUUCUGAAGGUAAACGAGUAUUUGUUCCUAGAAUCCAGUUGGCACCGUCGGAUUUUAUUUUACCUUUUUUUCUUAAACGUCCCAAGUUUCCGGUUCGAUUGGCAUAUUCUAUGACAAUUAAUAAAAUUCAAGGUCAAACGUUUGAUAGAGUUGGUGUUUAUUUUAAAAAACCUUGUUUUUCUUCUUGUCAAUUAUAUGUAGCGUGUUCAAGAACAAGGGCGUUUAAUAGUUUGUUUUUUAAAGUUGAUAAACACCCUAUUCAAGGUAAGGCAGGUGAAAAAUGUUACACAGAUGUUAUAUUUUCGAAAGUUCUUAACUUAUAUUCUUUAGAUUUUCAUUUCACAAAAAGUUGA